This is a messenger RNA of Benincasa hispida (wax gourd), 1000 nucleotides long. RefSeq lists its product as uncharacterized. Lineage: Eukaryota; Viridiplantae; Streptophyta; Magnoliopsida; Cucurbitales; Cucurbitaceae. The record is from RefSeq and is a predicted model, not a curated record.
UAAAAACAAAAAGCAUCCAAAGCAAAGAUAUUAUUUCGUGAAAAAACGGCGACGAAACAACGAAAACCGAAGAAAAAAGGAGAACUGGCAGUGGCCGCUGCAGAUCGGAGACUUCACCGGAGUCUAAUUAAUUACAACAAUGGCUACUUCUUUGCUCGUAAUAGUCAUAAUCGCUUCUCUUCAUCUAAUCGCUUUCGUAUUCGCCAUCGGAGCUGAAAUGCGCCGGAGCACGGCAACGGUAGUGCCGGAUGAGUACGACGAGACUACUUACUGCGUUUACGACUCCGAUGCAUCGACGACGUACGGUCUUGUAGCGUUUGGUUUGUUAUUGAUUAGUCACACAGUGCUUAUGGUAGUCACAAGGUGUCUUUGCUGUGGUAAAGGCUUGAAAAGUGGAGGAUCUACUGUUUGUGCCAUCAUUCUCUUCGUCGUUUCUUGGCAUCUCUUCUUAGGAGCUGAGUCUCUGUUGCUGGCUGGGUCUGUGAGGAAUGCCUAUCAUACAAAGUUCAGAUCAGCAUUGUCUCUCAAGAACUUGUCGUGUGCCAUGCUUCGCCGCGGGGUGUUCGCAGCUGCAGCAGCUUUGACAUUUCUGUCAUUGGUGUUUUCAAUCCUUUACUACACGACGCACGCGAGAGCCGAUACUGGAGGCUGGCAGAAGCAUCAGAAUGAAGGCGUCGGCAUGGUGCCUUCUAAUCUUCCACGACAAGAGCAGCAUGAUCGAAGAGCGGAAGAAUUCGAGAAGGUUUAGCUAUGGCAGGAUUUGAUCAUUAGACUUUAUGCUGGGAAAGACAGGUAGAACAAAAUAUUAACUGGUUGUUGUUAAACUAUGAAUAUGUAAAGUGGUGGCUGGUAUAUCAUAUAUGUUUUGUUUUUUAACUGUGGACUCCAAGAUUCAAUGCUUAGUGAAUUUUGGACCACUCAUUUACACUUACACUUCCAAUAUUUAAGGUUUGGUGUAUUUUCCAGUUUGAUUAUGAAGCUUUCAAAUAUUCUCUCUUAA